Messenger RNA from Harpegnathos saltator (Jerdon's jumping ant), 3106 nucleotides. RefSeq names its product GTPase regulator associated with FAK (gene Graf). The coding region runs from base 662 to 3106 and encodes 814 amino acids. Gene Ontology annotation, molecular function: protein binding; GTPase activator activity. Lineage: Eukaryota; Metazoa; Arthropoda; Insecta; Hymenoptera; Formicidae. Gene Ontology annotation, cellular component: cytoplasm. The transcript is spliced from 19 exons. Gene Ontology annotation, biological process: signal transduction. The record is from RefSeq and is a predicted model, not a curated record.
AGGCACGAUACUUUUAUUCUGAAAUACAUCAAGUAACGGAAGUGAAGGCAUUUAUGACGUUUACUGUACCGCAAUAUCUUUCUCUUUCUCGCAUUCUUCUCUUUGACAUAACGUUACCUGUAAAGAGCUUACUCUUUUCGUAUUCUACACUCGUGUGCUAGGAACUUUUGUGACAAGCAAAUAUACACACAUGAUCUUCGUUGGAGAGAUCUCUUAAUUGUGGAAAUGCAUCUCUCAAUGUGGACUCAUUAUUAUUGAAUCAUCACCACUCAACUUCAAUAUGCUAAAGUGUUGGAGUACGAAAUUAGUUUAUAAUAUUAAAGAGUAUUGAGCAAGAUAUAAAAAGCAGUAUAUAAAACAGUAUUAAACAGUGUUUUAGUAUAUAUAUAUAUAUAUAUAUAUACACACACACAGAGAUUGUAUAUCUAAUCAGUUUCAGGCUAUUUUAAAGUUGUAUAUCUAUUUAGUUUUAAGCUAUUUGGAUUCAUUGUAUCUCAAUAAUGUCAAAUGUAUGCGAAUUUGUGCAAAUAAUCCCACAGUGAGAUGAUAGUGAAUGUGCACUUUAUCGCGAGUGAUCAAAGGUGACAACGAUUUUACGAACGAAUCUGGCCUUUCUUCAUUAUCAUAUUCAUGACCUUUGAAUUUUCAUAAACAAACGAGAAUGGGUGUUGGCCUUAAACCAUUGGAGUUUACGGAUUGUUUAACGGACAGUCCAUAUUUUCGCGAAAAUCUUCAUUAUCAUGAGCGCGAAUUGGAAAAGACCAGUCAGCAAAUUAAACGUCUCGUUAAAGAGGUCAAAGAUUUAUUGUUAGCUGCUAAAAAUUUGUCUAGAGCUCAAAGAGCUUUUUCCAAAACAUUACAAAACUUUAGUUUUGAAUGUAUUGGCGAGAGCCAAACUGAAGAUGAAACUCAUAUAUCUCAAAGCUUGAAAGAAUUUGGCAAACUUAUUGCAUCUAUAGAAGAUGAAAGAGAUCGUAUGCUGGGACGAGCACAUGAUCAGAUUAUAUUGCCUCUGGAAAAUUUUAGGAAAGAACAUAUUGGAGGAGUCAAGGAUGGUAAAAAGAAAUUUGAGAAACAGACAAUCAAAUUUUGUCAAAGUCAGGAACGUUACUUAAAUUUAUCUACUAAAAAACAAGACAAUGUUCUACAAGAGGCUGAUGCAACAUUGGAGAUGGCUGAAAGACACUUUUCUCGAGCUAGCCUAGAAUAUGUAUUUCUAUUGCAAGAAGUACAAGAGCGGAAGAAAUUUGAAUUUGUUGAAACGUUAUUGGGAUUUAUGUUUGGGUGGCUGACAUUUUAUCAUCAAGGCCAUGAAGUUGCAAAAGAUUUUAAACCUUAUAUGACAGAGUUACAGUUAAAGAUACAGAAGUCUGCUGUAGAAAGUGGUCUCAAUAAACUGCAUUCGCGUGAAGGCUAUUUAUUCCUGAUGGAAAAAAAAGCCUUUGGUACAACCUGGACAAAACAGUAUUGCACAUAUCAAAAGGACAAGAAAGAGUUUACUAUGAUUCCUUACAAUCAACUCACAGGAAAAUUUAGUAACAAGGAAACCUUCACGUUAGCAUCUUGUAUACGUAGAACAUCGGACACUAUAGAAAAAAGAUUUUGCUUCGACGUUACAGCUAUCGAUAAGCCUAAUAUAACGUAUACAUUCCAAGCGCUCUCGGAAGAAGAUAGAAAGUUAUGGACGGAUGCCAUGGAUGGAAAAGAACCUACUUGCCCACUUUUGGGUUCUUCCGCAAAAUCCGAAGAUACAACAUUGGACGAAAUUGGUUUUACAUUUGUAUCCAAAUGUAUAACGGCACUCGAAGAUAGAGGGCUCGAAGAACAGGGUCUAUAUAGAGUUGUCGGUGUUGCCUCGAAAGUGAACAAACUUCUAACGAUGGGACUUGAUAAGAGGAAAGUAGAUAAGAUCAAUCUAAACGAUCGUUUCGAAUGGGAAAGCAAAACUAUUACCAGCGCACUUAAGACAUACUUAAGAACAUUAUCAGAGCCGUUGAUGACUUUCCGAUACUACAAUAGCUUCAUUACAGCUGCGAAACAGGAAACAAAGGAAACUAGGAUAAAUGAUAUACACAACCUUGUUUAUCGACUACCCAAGGCCAACUUCAAUAUGCUGAUUCUCCUUAUCACACAUCUUUGCACUGUAGCCAAAAAAAGUGAUAAAAAUCUAAUGACCGUGGGAAACUUGGCAGUAUGUUUCGGUCCAACUCUACUACGACCAGAAGAAGAAACUGUGGCUUCCAUAAUAGAUAUUAAAUUUCACAAUAUUGUAGUAGAGAUAUUGAUCGAGAAUUGUGAAAGAAUCGUAGCUGGAUCCCCGCAAGAAUCUUUGCGCACAGUGGGGGCACAGCCGCCGAUUCAAACCACUGUUGUUAUUCCAAGUAAAUCGCAACGUGUCAAAGUUCAAGAGGAUAUUCCGACUUCUUCUUCCGGUAAUGGCACGGCAUUUUUGAGAUAUCCGCUACAUACGGCAAUAUCACUCACACCUACGUCGUCCCAAACGCAUCUUGUUACAAAAUCCUACUAUGAUGGGCAGCCAUUAACGGUGGUUAACAAGACACCCAUCAUCGACGAAAGAAGCAACGGAGAUUACGAAGACCUCGAGAACACAAGCCAUCGUAUGCCAUUAUAUGUGGAUAGUCGUAGCGGCGGUGGCGGUGGUAGUGGCAGUCGCAUAAAAUUGACUAAUGCGAACCUAAUGUAUCAUUCAGCCGACAAAGUUUUGAGCGGUGGCAAUACAAGUAGUUCGAGUGAAUCGAUCGCGUCGGAUCCUCAUCCAUUUACAGGCGAAUUACCAGUGAAGCAGAAGCGCAGCGGCAUGAUGUCCGUACAUUAUCCCACCGCUUACUCUCAGCGCAGUAACUCGUCGUCAUGUCCUGUUAAUACUUCGCCUGGUAAUGGACGUUCGAGUCCCAGUCAAACACCUGGGAUUUGGAGAGUACGAACUUUAUACGCGUGUAUGGCGGAAAACGACGGCGAAUUAUCAUUUGAACCAAAUCAAAUUAUUACAAAUGUUAAGGACUCUUGGGAGCCAGGUUGGCUGGAAGGUACGUUAAAUGGCAAAACGGGAUUGGUACCGAAAAAUUAUGUCGAACAACUGCCCUAA